Molecule: messenger RNA, 2064 nt
Organism: Plodia interpunctella (Indianmeal moth)
Lineage: Eukaryota; Metazoa; Arthropoda; Insecta; Lepidoptera; Pyralidae
Gene: Pex3
Product: Peroxin 3
Exons: 2
Coding region: 479-1597 (372 amino acids)
Biological process (GO): protein import into peroxisome membrane
Cellular component (GO): peroxisomal membrane
Molecular function (GO): protein-macromolecule adaptor activity
Source: RefSeq, a predicted model, not a curated record
UGACAUUGACAAUGUAUGACGAAUGGAUCUUUUUCUGAUUUGGAUGAAAAUUUAUUCAUUCUCGGUGUAGGUACCCAUAUACAAAAUGCCCGUAAUUUUUUUUUGAUUCCGUUUAUUUAAUAAAACUAAUAGUUUUUGUAUUUCCGGCAAGUGCUUAAUUGUAUUCAUUGGUAGUCUGAUUAUGAGCGAAACAGAAAGUGUCGACCCACAGUUACAAGAUUUUAUCCUAGCCGAAACGCAAAAGCAACGUUUUCAAGUACUGGUUCACGGUUUGACUGACACAUGCUGGGACACAUGUAUGGGACGUCCUUCCAAUCGGAUGGACACAAAAACUGAAGUAUGCAUAAUGAACUGCGUGGAAAGAUUCAUUGAUGCUACCACUUUCAUUACCAAGCGUCUCAUGAGCACAACCAAAUACAGGUCAGAAUCGCGCCUUGAAUUCCAAUAAUCAGAUCACAGUAUAAUAUAAUAACUCACAAUGUUUUCUAGUAUUAGAAACUUUCUGCACCGGCAUCGCAGGAAGUUUAUUAUCACCGGUGCGGUGUUUGGAGGUCUGUACUUACUGACAAGUUAUGCUCAGAAGAGACUCAGAGCAUGGCAGGAAAAAGAGGCCAAGAAAUUCUUUGAAAUGACUCGAAAGAAGCAACACUUUGAGAGCACUGAGCGCACUUGCAACCAAACAAUUUUAUCUCUGUCAAAAAUAGUAUCUGAGAGCAUUUUGAAGGUAUUAAACACUGAAGACAUAGUUCAGAAGUUGCAGGAGAAUCCGGACAACAAGUUGGCAUUAUGGGAACAGUUGAAGAUAAUGAUUUUUACAAGAAUCUGUGUUCUUGUGUAUGCACUGUGCAUAUUACAAGUGACCUUAAGGGUGCAGCUUAAUGUGAUAGGGGGGUACCUUUACAAGGACUCAGUGCAUGAGGAUGAACCUCUUAUAGAUAGUGAGCUGCAAGCCAAGUACUUGUCUCUAUGCCACCACUUUGUUGGACCGGGAGUAGAGGAUUUGAUCAAACAAAUUGAGAAGGCUGUUAAGAGAGUUGUGGAACCUGUUUCCUUGAAGAAAAAGAUUACUCUCCAGGAAGUGGAGCAAAUGUUCUGGUCUAUACAAACAAUUCUAUGCACAGACACAACUGAAGGUAAUCCUGUCAAGAAUAUGGUUCAUUAUCUAGUGGGUCAUGUGGAAAUAAAUGAAGCAAAAUUGGACACUAUUGUAAAGGAGACAAUGGAUAUUUUAGAAAGUGAGGAAGUGACAUCAAUUGCUAUGACAUCAGUCAGUAGGAGCUUUUCAUCUGUAAUUGAUGAAGUAGCAAAUUUGUUUGUCACAAAAUCAACUCCUAUCACCAAAAACGAUUUGGAGUUAAAUGAGCAUGUUGUAACUAAUGGAGCUCUAAAAUUAGGGGCUCCCUUGGAGCCUUUUGUAGAUAUAAAUAAGGUGGAGUUACAUUUCGUGAAGCUUCUGCCAGUGGUAAAUGAGCUCAUCACCAAGAAUACCUGCAGGGAUAACACUAACAUUCCAGAUUUACUGACGCAACAGUUGACUCUCAAUGACAAAUUGAAAUUGCUUGGGGCAAAUAUCUAUGAAGUAUUUAGUAGCGCAUAAAUUAUAGAUAAAUUUAUCAAUGAUUUCCGAAACACCAUUGGAUUUGCCAAAAUAAAGUUUAUUAUUGUUUAGAUAAUCCAGUGCCUAAAUGAUAUAUAAACAAAUUGGCAAAAUUGAUAACAAUUUUGUCAAGAAUAUCUUGGAAAAAUUAUUAUUAUGAACAAAUAAAAUGUGUGUUACUUUUAUGUUGUUUUUGGAAUCAUUGAUGAAAUUCUCUGUUUGUCAUUAUAACAAUAAUACUUAGCAUAAAACUAUUUUAAUUAUUCUCUGGUGGUAUGUAUGGUGGAUUACCUGAUUACUAUUAUACACCAACAUAAUAAUUGUAUAAUAUACUUUUUACAAAAAGUUGUCUCUAAUAGCACAUCAGUGUUUCAAGAAGUAUUGACUGUUAGCUUAGGAAGGUAUUUAAGUUCUUUUAUAUUAUUAUCAUGCAUUUUCGGGGAAAUUAAUAAAUGUCUAAAAAUUAA